UUUCUUGUUCCUGAUUUCAGUGAUGGCGGCUGCUGAUCUGAGAGCUGAGCUGAGCUGCUCCAUCUGCCUGAGCAUUUAUACUGAUCCUGUAUCCCUGCCGUGUGGCCAUAACUUCUGCCAGGACUGUAUUGGGACAACAUGGGACACCCAGGAGGAAACUUUCCUUGAAAAUCCUUCCUGCCCUGAAUGUAGACAGAGAUUUAGUAGGAGACCUGAACUGACAACAGACUGGAAGCUGCGUGGCCUGGUGGAGAGAUUGUAUCCAACUGAGACAGAGCCGGGGGAGACUGGGAUCUUCUGCACCUACUGUGUCCUCUCUCCUGUACCUGCUGCUAAAUCCUGUCUCCUGUGUGAGGCUUCUCUGUGUGAUACCCACCUGAGGGGGCACAGCAAGUCAGCAGAACAUGUACUGACCCAACCCACCGACUCCUUUAUGGGGAGAAAAUGUUCUGUACAUCACAAGGUUCUGGAGUAUUACUGCUGUGAGGAGUCUGUCUGUGUCUGUGUGUCCUGCUGUCUGGCCGGAGAGCACAGGGGCCACAGGGUGGAGCUGCUGAGUGAGGCCUCUGAGAAGAAGAAAGAGACACUGAGGAAAGUUGUGGAGAAACUGAGGCCAGAGAGAGAGGAGACUGAGAGAGGAGCCCAGAGACUACAGGAGCGCAGGAGAGAAGUGGCAGAAAAAGCAGCCGGUGAGACAGAGAGAGUCACUGCCCUGUUUAGAGACAUCAGGGAACAGCUGGAAGCCCUAGAGAAGCGACUCCUGAGUGACAUCUCCAGCCAGAAAGAGAAGCUCUCACUCACACUCACUGAUCUGAUGGAGCAGCUGGAAAUAAAGAAGGACGAGCUGUCCAGGAAGAUCCGUCACAUUGAGGAGCUGUGCAACAUGGCAGAUCCACUCACUGUCCUACAGGAAUGGGAAUCACAUGGAGCUGCAGAUAAUGAGGGGGGCAGAGAGAGACAUGAUAUAAAGGUCCCUGCUGUAGGGGAUCUGGAUGUGGAUCUGAUCUCAGAGACAUUACUCACAGGCUUAGCUGCCAUUGUUACUGAGAUAAAGGAAUGGUGUUAUGAGUCUACAGACCUGUUACUGGAUAUAAACACGGCUGGGAAUCAUGUAUCUGUAUCAGGGGACAAGAAAUAUGUCUCCCACACACGUACAGACCAGCGUCACCCACAAACCCCAGAGAGAUUUCAGGUUUCUCAGACUUUAAGCAGCAGGAGUUUCCCCUCAGGGCGACAUUACUGGGAAGUGGAGGUCAGUGAAUCAGGGAACUGGGGGGUAGGGGUGGCCUAUCCCAGUAUAGAGAGGAGAGGGUAUCACUACUGCAUGGGGAUGAAUAACAAGUCCUGGUGUUUGUGGAGAUGGAGUAAUAAAUAUAAAGUGACACAUGACAGUAAAGACACACAGCUAUCACAUGUCCCUUCCUGCAGGAGAAUCAGGAUCUCAUUGGACUAUGAGGCCGGAUGUCUGUCCUUUUAUGAGCUGAGUGAGCCAAUCAGACACUUACACACCUUCACUGUCACAUUCACUGAGCCCCUUCAUGCUGCAUUCUGGGUAGGGUGGGAUAAUACCUGGGUGAGAAUCAUUAGUUAUGGCACUGCCCAACAGGAAACCCAUUGCCAGAGCUGCCCUUACUCGGCGUCAAAGCUGGCGCAAGAUGAGGAAGUGCGUGCCUGCGCACCAACAUAUUCAACGAGACGCACCAGGAGAAUUGCUUCAGCUUCAGAAUUGCUUCAGCGGUUGGACUCCUGGGGGGCUUCGAAUGUAAUUCUUGGUGGAGACAUGAACACAGUGAAUGACCCGUAUAUGGAUAAAUCAGACAAGCUUCUCCAGAAAUUCCCAUUCCUGGUGAAUGACUAUCUGUUACUGAACCAAAUUGUCCACUAUGCCACGAAAGUGUUGAGGCAUCUUUCCACGACAGAUAAAGAUAACCCAAGAGAAAGAGACUUUCACUUUCGUUUCUUGUUCCUGAUUUCAGUGAUGGCGGCUGCUGAUCUGAGAGACGAGCUGAGCUGCUCCAUCUGUACGAGCAUUUAUACUGAUCCUGUAUCCCUGCCGUGUGGCCAUAACUUCUGCCGGGUCUGUAUUGGGACAACAUGGGACACCCAGGAGGGAUCUGGGGCUUAUUCCUGCCCUGAAUGUAGAGCAGAGUAUCAGGAGCGCCCUGCCCUGUACAGGAACAGAACUCUGGGUAACAUAGCAGAGAGAUUCCUUCCAACUGAGACAGAGCCGGGGGAGACUGGGAUCUUCUGCACCUACUGUGUCCUCUCUCCUGUACCUGCUGCUAAAUCCUGUCUCCUGUGUGAGGCUUCUCUGUGUGAUACCCACCUGAGGGGGCACAGCAAGUCAGCAGAACAUGUACUGACCCAACCCACCGACUCCUUUAUGGGGAGAAAAUGUUCUGUACAUCACAAGGUUCUGGAGUAUUACUGCUGUGAGGAGUCUGUCUGUGUCUGUGUGUCCUUGUCUGAGCACAGGGACCACAGGGUGGAGCUGCUGAGUGAGGCCUCUGAGAAGAAGAAAGAGACACUGAGGAAAGUUCUGGAGAAACUGAGGCCAGAGAGAGAGGAGACUGAGAGAGGAGCCCAGAGACUGCAGGAGCGCAGGAGAGAAGUGGCAGAAAAAGCAGCCGGUGAGACAGAGAGAGUCACUGCCCUGUUUAGAGACAUCAGGGAACAGCUGGAAGCCCUAGAGAAGCGACUCCUGAGUGACAUCUCCAGCCAGAAAGAGAAGCUCUCACUCACACUCACUGAUCUGAUGGAGCAGCUGGAAAUAAAGAAGGACGAGCUGUCCAGGAAGAUCCGUCACAUUGAGGAGCUGUGCAACAUGGCAGAUCCACUCACUGUCCUACAGGAACGGGAAUCACAUGGAGCUGCAGAUAAUGAGGGGGGCAGAGAGAGACAUGAUAUAAAGGUCCCUGCUGUAGGGGAUCUGGAUGUGGAUCUGAUCUCAGAGACAUUACUCACAGGCUUAGCUGCCAUUGGGACUGGGGUAAAGGGAAGGAUCUAUGAGCAGGAGGCUACAGACCUGUUACUGGAUAUAAACACGGCUGGGGAUCUUGUAUCUGUAUCAGGGGACAGGAAAUCUGCUUCCUACUCACUCACAGACCAGCGUCUCCCACAAACCCCAGAGAGAUUUCAGGAUUAUUCUCAGACUUUAAGCAGCAGGAGUUUCCCCUCAGGGCGACAUUACUGGGAAGUGGAGGUCAGUGAAUCAGGGAACUGGGGGGUUGGGGUGGCCUAUCCCAGUAUAGAGAGGAGAGGGGGUCAGUCCUGGAUUGGGAAUAAUAACAAAUCCUGGUGUUUGUGGAGAUUAAAUAAUAACUAUACAGUGAGACAUGACAGUAAAUGGACAGAUUUACCCCACGUUCCUUCCUGCAGGAGAAUCAGGAUCUCACUGGACUAUGAGGCCGGACGUCUGUCCUUUUAUGAGCUGAGUGAGCCAAUCAGACACUUACACACCUUCACUGCCACAUUCACUGAGCCCCUUCAUGCUGCAUUCUGGGUAUGGGGGGAUAAUACCUGGGUGAGAAUCAUUAGUUAGGAAGCCCAUUCCCAGAAUUGCCCGUAUCCCAGUGAUGCCAAAAAAGGAAGAAAAUGUUGGUGCCAUGUUAAUGAUGGACAGUCUCCUUUAUCGAAGACUUUGUGGGUAUUUUAACUAAGUGGGGCAAUUAUGUGCAAUUAUUGAAGUUUGAUUAUUGGAACAAUAUUGCUCAGGACUUGGGGGUUUUCUUGGUGCUGAACUGUAUAUCUCUGUAUAUCACUUUAUAUAAAGCUCAGUACUUAAUUCAGUUGUUAUGUGUGUGAGUGUUUAAAGGGCACCUGCUGGGCAAAAAUAUUUUCCUAACCAAAAGGUACAGGCCAAUAGAGCCCACACUCCAGCUGGGGGUAACAGUAGGGUGUGUUUUUUAAAAAAAUUUGCCCCUCCAGCGCUAGGUGUUUCAUACCUGAAAGGAGCUCCUAGUGUGAGCAGCCAUGUUAUACAGAACACAUGCACAUGAUGAGCUUUGUCUGUGCCCAAUAUGGCCACUCAAACCCUCCUGGUGCUGGCGGGGGGGACUUAAAAAAAAAAAAAAAAUUACUAUUACCCCAACUGUGCGGGCUCUAUUAGUCUGUACCUGUGAUUGGGGAAAACAUUUUUGACCAGCAGGUGCCCUUUAAGUGUGUGUGAGGGAGUGUGUUAAUGUGUGAGUGUGAGUCUUUGCACGCUUGUGAGCGUGUCCAUGUGAGCAUGUGGGGGUUCAUGUGUAUAAGUGUGUUAGUGUGUGUGUAUCAGUGUGUGUGAGUGUGAGUGUACAUGGGUGAGUUUAUGUUAGAGUGUGCAGGUGUUUGAGUGUGUAUGAGUGGUUGUGAGUUAUUGCUCAUUAGCUUUUCAUCACAAGGAUUAAUUACAAAUCCUGCAUAUAUAAUUAAUUAAUAAUACAAUUCAAAGUCCCCCAGUUUAUGACUCUGGCCCAUUUAGUGACUACUGGACCAUCAAUAUAUCUGAACUCUAACUCACUGCUUUGUUACACCUACGUCUCACUUAUAUUGUCAUUGUAACACACUGACCAAUGGAAAGCAAGAACAAAUAGCAUUAUAAAUAGCAGUUCUUUGCAACAUGAUUAGUAUUUAUUAUAACAGCUGCACAUCCAGUACCUGCAGGGACCCAGUUCAAUGGCAAAUGCCUCUAAAUGGAUCAAUAGCUACAGAACUACUAACAGGACACAUGUAUAUUUUCUACACCAGAAUUAACCCUUUUACUGCACCUUGAUUUGCCCUAAAAGCAAUUUUCAGACAUUCUGCACUUAUUACAGUUGCUUAGAUACAUUUACAAAAAAAACUGACUUGAAAUAUGGCAAUUUCUUUACUCCUUAGGCAGCACCAAUUAAAUAAUAUGAAAGAAAGAGUCUGAUGUUCUUCUGCUUAGGAAAGAUGUGAGAAAGGUUUCUAAU
Messenger RNA from Xenopus laevis (African clawed frog), 4931 nucleotides. RefSeq lists its product as uncharacterized. The record is from RefSeq and is a predicted model, not a curated record. Lineage: Eukaryota; Metazoa; Chordata; Amphibia; Anura; Pipidae.